Molecule: messenger RNA, 300 nt
Organism: Melospiza georgiana
Lineage: Eukaryota; Metazoa; Chordata; Aves; Passeriformes; Passerellidae
Gene: PRR15L
Product: proline rich 15 like
Exons: 1
Coding region: 1-300 (99 amino acids)
Source: RefSeq, a predicted model, not a curated record
AUGGCCGACGGGCACGGCUGGUGGAAGCUGACGUUCCUGCGGAAGCGCCAGGCGGCGGCCCCGGUGCUGUACGAGAGCCCCGAGGGCCCCGCGGCGCCCGGCGCGGACGGCGCGGACGGGAGCGGCCCCGAGGGCAGCCCCGGCUUCGCCGCCCGCCUCGAGAAGAUCGUGGACAAGAGCACCAAGGGCAAGCACGUCAAGGUCUCGCACUCCGGCCGCUUCAAGGAGAAGAAGAAAGUGCGGGCGACGCUGGCCGAGCAUCCCAACCUGUGCGGGGCCGGCGAGCGGCAGGAGCAGUGA